GAUACUUACACCUCAUUCAACCGACUCGAUCUCAACAAGUCCAUCUCCGAUGCAUCUUUGAUUCACAAUGGAUUGAAUCAAAAUUACCUGAUUACAACAUUGCCAGAGAGCCAAGUAUCUGCCACAGUUUUGAUGCCUGAUGACAAAGCCGGGCUAGGUUAUUUACGCGGAGUUUUAUUCUAUGAUGGUCUUAGCCAAUAUCAGCCAUUUUUGGGAACAGGUCGCGAACUUUUGGAUCGAAAAACUCAACUUGUGUCUAGUGGAUCAAACUUGACAGUUGUGUGUCUCGACGAUUCAUUUGA
Molecule: messenger RNA, 302 nt
Organism: Caenorhabditis elegans
Lineage: Eukaryota; Metazoa; Nematoda; Chromadorea; Rhabditida; Rhabditidae
Source: the annotation of a RefSeq genome assembly